Vespula pensylvanica (western yellowjacket) is the source of this 500-nucleotide messenger RNA. RefSeq names its product general odorant-binding protein 56d-like (gene Obp9). Gene Ontology annotation, biological process: sensory perception of smell. Lineage: Eukaryota; Metazoa; Arthropoda; Insecta; Hymenoptera; Vespidae. Bases 74 to 475 code for a protein of 133 amino acids. Gene Ontology annotation, molecular function: odorant binding. The record is from RefSeq and is a predicted model, not a curated record. The transcript is spliced from 5 exons.
GUGUGGGAUAAGGGAUAAUUCUGGGAUAAAUUCGAAGGAUAAUUCGAAGAAAGGUCGGUUCUCUGGUUCAAAAAUGAAGAUAAAUGGUCGAUUGCUCGUCGUUUGCACGAUUCUCUUGGCUCUUCUGGUUCCGAUGAAAGCGGAUAUCAAGAGAGAAUGCCGCAAGCAGUCAAUGGUUUCAUGGGAAUCAUUGAAAAAAUUAAAAACCGGCGAUUUCGAGCAAGAUGAUCCACGAGUGAAGUGUUAUGUAAGAUGCUUUAUGAUAAAAAAUGGUAUCCUCAAUGACAAGGGUCAGUGGACGGAUUUGGAAAAGGCGCUUCAACAUUUACCGAAAUUUAUGCAGGAAUCCUCGUGGGAGAUAUUCCAGCGAUGCAAGUCUGUUUCCGGAGAUGAUCCCUGCGACAAAGCGUUUCAAGUAGCCAAAUGUUACGUCAAAUUGCAACCGCUGAUUUUGGAUUUCGUUUCCUUCGUCUAAUGGUUCUAUUAAACUCGCAUAUGCG